AUGAGAGAGUCCAACGUCACUGGGCCGCCCCAGAACAGGGCCGUCACAGUCAUCACUAGCAUGAUAUAUGACAGACGAGCCCUCGACACAAACAGCCCGUUGGCCCUCCUCAACUCCCUAACAGCCCUCACCUCCUUGACCGCCACUUCUCCUCGCAUCCGUGAGAUCUUGACCAUCGACGGUGGCCUGGAACGCCUUCUAGACAUACUGCGCGAAUCAUCACUCCCUAAAGAAGCACCCGUCCCCCAAGACCUCUGGGGCCUGAACGGUCCUCCUACCGCGCGAGUGAUCACUAUGGAGAGGGCCAACUCGCUCAAACACAGUCUCGCCUUCCAAUGCGUCGUCAAUGUCGGUGUACGAGGAAGCGAAAAUGUCAGGACGAGGGUUGUCCAGAGCGGGACGCUAGACAUCGUAGCGCAGAUCAUUGAAAGCUGGUUGAAAGACCACGGUAUAUCAAUACAUCCGGGGCCGCUGGGGAGUCAGGCCGCGGUAGACGCGUUCGCGACGGGUGUGCCGGUAUCAGGUACGGACAGUCUGAGAAGAAAAGAGAAGAGGGAAGGAAGAGACGAGCGAGACAGGGACAGGGACAGGGAAAGAGAGCGAGAAAGAGACACAGGCGAAAGAGGAGAGAGGGGAGAGAGGGGAGAGAGGAGCCAUCGUGGUCGGACUGUCCACCAUCAUCAUCAACAAGCAGAGGAGCCCACUCCUACUGCCACCAUCGGCCGAGGUCCGCCUGGAGUACCUCUUUCCACGGAUUCAACUCCCGACCCUGCUGCCCCCCAGCCUCGCCGGCCGUUUGGAGAGCCCGAUACAUCUCUAAACGACACAGACGUGGAUAUGGCGGAUGCCGAUGUUGAGGGCGGAGAGUCUACAGACGCUUCUAUGGACGCAGACGAUCUCAGCAUCGAUGUUGAUAUGGCAGUCACAGAAGAUGCCUUGGGCUCUGGGUUUGGCGCAUCUCAACCAUCUACCACCCCUCGUGCCGCUACCACUGUUUUGCCCAUGUCUAUCCCUUCUACUUCGCGCCAAGGCCGCGAAAGAGACUCCCAUUCUGGUGGUGUCGCCGAGUCUUUGUCGGGCGACGACGCCGCACCUCCAGCUGGGAUACCCCGUAUCACCUCGGAGAGUAACCUCGUUGCGAGCAACCCCGGGAUUCGCCCACCUACGCUCACCAUCGGUGGUCCAUCUCGCCUGCCUCACCUCGCCCAGGAUCCCACCAGCACGCAGUCAAGCCCAAUGGCUACUCCCCCUCCUCGGCAAGACGGCGAAUAUGUCAGCUCGGGCGCGUCCGUCCGCCACGGCAGGCGGGGCACCAUCAUCGCUCGCCAAGGCAACCUCGCACCUCGCAACGACCGCGAGCGCGAACUGACUCGAGGCAACGAAUCCGGCCAGUCUGAUGGCGGAGAAGAUAUGGACUUGCCCACAGCUACGAUCGCGGCCGGGAUUGCCGCUGUGAACGCCCAGGCGAUGGAGAACAAUGGGCCGAUCGUACCGGAUGAGCCAGGGCCACCGCCGAAUGUGGAGAUUGUGGAGACCACGGGAGCGGGACAGGAAGAGUUGGAGGGUCCCGAUCCAGAGGUAAUUGCAGCGGAGCAGGCGAGGCUGGAUAUGGAAGCUGGGGCGCCUCCUGGGCAACCUGGGGCUGCACAAACGCCCAGAGUCGCGCCCACUGAAGCACAAACGCCUAGACAAGCUCCUGGUCAAGACACUGUACCCGCUGUUGAAGCACAAAUAAUCAUUGCCAACGGUGCUCCGAGAAGCUUUGACAACCUGGGCAGCUAUGUGGGUAUCAGCUCGCUCUUGAAUCCAGACGGCAAUCGAUAUUCAGACGACAGCAUCCUCCUCGCCCUUCAACUCUUCGCCUACCUCUCGAAAUACCCACAUCUUCGCUCAGCAUUUCACCAUCCCCGGCGACCCAUCCAUGCGACCUUUGAUUACGGUGAUGAUUGGGCCAGCCUGGCUGAACGUCCCGGAAUAUCCGAGAAUCCCGACAUAUUCUCGCUCGUCGAGAGACUCACUUUCCGACCCUCACCUUCUGAUCCUGUCAUGUUCAAAGUUCCACUAGAGAUUCAAUACUGGGCUGGAGUGACCAUGAGGAACUCGUGCAGGAAGGACGAUGCUCGAGGGGGGAUUAGGCAGUGCGCAAACAUGUCUUGUGGACGGUGGGAGAAGUAUUCGAGGGAGUUUGCCAAGUGCAGGAGGUGCAGAAAGGCCAAGUAUUGUAGCAAGGAGUGUCAGAGUAGAGCUUGGCAGGAAGGUCAUAGAUUCUGGUGCUCCACCGGUAAAGACCACGAUCCAGCUCUCGAAGGCUCCUCCCGAUAUGCCCCGCCGCAAGCAGGUAGAGGCGGGGACGACGAUGAAGAUUACCAAAUUGGCUUGCAGAUGGGCCUCUCUCCUGAAGUCGUCUCUCGCGCUCUAGCGGCCGCCCGAGCCGCUGGAAUCAUACCUCAAAGAGGUCAAGAGUUCAUUGAAGGCGACGGUCCUGAAGGUCUCACUGGACCGACUACGACGGGCACGGUCACUCCUGCAGGAAACACCGCCGCAACUACUGCCGCUGUAACUCCUACCAGAGCUACCACAGGGCCGGCUGUGGCUCCUUCGCCUCAUGCCCCCAGAAGGCACGUUGAGCCUGGACAACAAGUACCGCCUCGAGUAGCGGAAGCUUGGGCAAGGUUCCAAAAUGUCGGUACCUUCCUGGGUAUACGUUCACCUACCGCUCCGGCGACAGCCGCUGUGGGAAACAAUGAUGUGGCUUCAGGAGCAUCCACGCCAGACGUGCAGAUCCCUGAAAUCUUUCCACGUACUCGUCCCCAACCUCCUCCGGCUCUCACCCCGAACACUGUCCAGGCGAUCCGAUCCGCCGCCAAUGAACAGGUUCAACAAGAAGCCCUCGCUCACCGAGUCGAGGAGGCUCUGGCGGCCCAAUCACGUGCAACUGGAGGCGGAUUGUCGGCAGAAGAUCAAGAGGCCCGAAGGUUGAGGCUGGAGCAAGCUCUGCAGCGAGUGCAAGAGACCCAGAGGUUACAGGCGGAGGCGCAACGGGCCGGGGAGAGCGUGCCUGUACCGCAUGGAACCGUUGGGAGUAGCUUUCAAUCAGCAGGCAGGGCGAGGGAAGAGGAAGGGGAUGCAGUGGAUGUGAGAAGUGCGGUGGCCGAUAGCUGGCUGGCAAGGCAGAGGAGUCCCCAUGCGGCUGCGUCUGGGUCGUCCGGAGAGCGGCAACGGCCGUUGGGGAACAACCAAGGGAGCUCAAGGAGACAUGGGAGGGGACCGGGACAUUGA
Molecule: messenger RNA, 3279 nt
Organism: Cryptococcus wingfieldii CBS 7118
Lineage: Eukaryota; Fungi; Basidiomycota; Tremellomycetes; Tremellales; Cryptococcaceae
Exons: 3
Coding region: 1-3279 (1092 amino acids)
Biological process (GO): ubiquitin-dependent protein catabolic process; establishment or maintenance of cell polarity
Cellular component (GO): MUB1-RAD6-UBR2 ubiquitin ligase complex
Source: RefSeq, a predicted model, not a curated record